CUUUGGGGAGGCGCCUCGAAGGCCGAAUUCAUUCUCGCUGCUUUUACACAUGGCCGAAGAAAGUGGGUCUUGCGACCCUAUCGGAACCAUUUUAGUGAAGGUUCAAGACGACCUUUAUCAACUAAAGAGAGAUCUUCAUAUUGAACAUGAUGGGAAAGAACUUAUUGACAUUCAGGCUCUUGAAAAAGCGAUCGAAAGAACCAAGUUGGGGAUAAGAGUACAUGUUGAGAAUUACCUAAGUACUAUAAGUCACCGUGUGUUAACUACAACUAUUGAAAGUGCCAAAAUAUGUGAUAAAGAGCCUUCUAAAGAGUUGCAUCCAGUUGGUGUUUCUCAGAAGGCAUUUCUGUUUCCACAAGAAAGUGUAGGUAAAAAAUGGCAAGGCAAAAAAGAGGGAAAAGACAUUCCAUUCAUUUCUCCAGGUACAAAGCUAAAGACAGAGCUGCGUUUAAAAAUCUUGCAUGAUCCUGAACAUGCCUACCACAGAGCUGCUGUAAAUCAGAGCUAUGGAAUCAGUUUGCCAUUUAUUAAUAAAAGAAAACCAGGACGUGUCCAGCUUCAGAAGAUAAUCAAAGGGACAACCGUUGAAAACCUGGGGAUUUUGACAUCUCACCGCAAGAAUCCCUAUCUCACACCUCUACCUAUCCUUGAAAAAGAUGCAAAGAAAGGUAUUUUGAGUAUGAUUCAACGAGGACUAAUCCCACCAGCAGCAAAAAUUACUUUCGAAACCCCACCUAUCAUACCUAAAACUGCUUUCCUUCAUUCUUAUAAACAACCUAAGACCAAAUCCAAAAGAAAAUUUGGAAAAGCCUUGCCAGUGAUUAAUAUAGACAAUGUUGAGCUCCCUAAACCCAGAGAUCUUGAAGUGAAGAUUCCUCCAAUUACAGGCGAAAGAGGUCCACCUUCAUCCAGCAUCUCUUUCUCAUCAAUUUUGAAAACACAGCCGAUAACAAAACCAAAAGCGGCCCAUCGAGUUAAAUCUAAAAUCGUGCCUCCCAUGUUGUUACCACCUCAUCCACUUCAGAAAGCACCUAUGGAUUAUGAUUUUUUUAUUUACAAUGGCGUAAUAGAUCCAGAGGCUGAAGAUUUCAUAGCUUUCAAAGAACAUUUUUGUUUAUCUUGGGGAAAUAUAUUUUCUCUCUUGGAACACAUAGAGAAAUUUCUCAAGGACUAUGCAAUACCUGAAGUCAAGAUAAAAGGGAAAAAUUUGGUAGCACUUCUUCCUGACUUUGAACUUAACAGUAGGCCUACUAAAUUAGACCUCUUGUCAGCAUUAGAGAAUCCAACUUAUAUCCUCAAAUUAAUUAGUCAGCCAGGCCGGAGAUACAAAGGGCAAGGGGGAAUAGAGGAAGCUAUUAUCAAGAUCCAAGCAACAUGGCGAUGCUAUCUGGCCAAAAAAGCAUAUUCUAUUUUCCGAGAGCAGAAAUGGGCUUCAGGUGUGAUUGCCAUCAACUGGCUUCUACAUGGUCAUAAGGCCCGAAUAAAAAAGAUCCUGAAGGAAGUACGAGAAAGACACCUGGAGAAUUUCCACAAGCGAGCCAAGCAUCUGGCAGCCAACUGGAAUCGCAUCAGGACCUCCAGGAGGACUAUUAUCCAUAUCCCAUCAUUAGGAUAUAACAAAUAUGUACGGGAAAAUGCUGUUGAUUUCCAUGUGCAACAAAAUUUGCAGCUGGGAAGAUUGUGUGAUAUACUAGAUGCCAACGUGGAAGUCAUCUACAUCUGCCCCUUUCACCCGCCUGAGGAAUUAUUGGGUUAUUAUAAUACAUUGCUGGGUCUACAGCCAGCUGUCAUAACUGGAAACCCUAAGGACAUAGGUGACCCGAAGGACAGGUUCAGAAUUCUCUCCCCUGAAGCUAUAGACUUCUUCCCUGGACAUUGUAUGUGCCUGGCCAGUCAUCUCAAGUACAGUCCCCAGACAAUCAAAAGAAUAAAAAAUCUCAUCCAAGGAAAGGAUGCGUACAUUGUUGGCGGGCUCAUCCACAAAGAUGAUUUAGCUGUGGCAGACAUGUUGGAUGUGCCUAUUCUAGGCUCAGAGCCUGAAGUGGCCCAGCUCUAUAGUACUAAGUCUGGAAGUAAACGGAUCUUUGCCAGUGCCCAUGUACCAGUUCCUCCUGGAGUUUAUGAUGUCUACAAUUACCCACAGAUAUUAGAAUGCUUAAGUCGACUUAUCAUUGAUAAUCUGAUUGUACAACGCUGGAUAUUUAAAGUGGACAAUGAAAUUGGAGGCAACGGGACUGCCUUUUGUGACAUUAUUUCUCACCUGAAAUGUUAUAAUUGGGUCAUACAGCAAAGUCGCAAAUACGGUGUCAGAAACUGGAAUAAGAAAUGGGCACAUGAGCCAGCUUUGGAGAGGAUCUCCGAGGAGCUGGCGGGCAUUUUAGCACAGCACGCGCAGCUAGUCAAUGAGAAACGAUUCCCUUCAUGGGCAAAAUUCCUCCGUACAUUUCUCAGUCAAGGUGGUGUGAUCGAGGCAUUUCCCCCUUCUGAAAAUGUCACCAAUUUGACUGUGGAUAUGUUGAUAGAGCCAACAGGAGAAAUAAAAAUGCUUUCAACAGGGGACCAACUCCAUGCAGAUGGCCCUUUGGUCUCCUCUGGCAACACCAUACCACAAUCAUCAGUUGAUCCAGAGGUUCUCAACACAUUAUGUUUUCAAAUAGGAAAUGCAUGUAAAGAGAGAAACAUCGUGGGUUAUUUCUCUAUUGACCUAGUGACCUUUAUCCAUCCAGAAACCUUGGAACAGCAGAUAUGGGCAACAGACCUUGAACUUUUUUAUAGUGACCAGCUUUCCUUGACACAGCUCGUCUUGUAUGUGACCAGAGGAAAUCUGGAUUUCAGGUCUAGUGUCUUAGAAGUGACACCCUCUGUAAAGAAACUUGAAACUUCCCUCAGCCAGAUGGAGAUAGAACCAAUUGAUAAAUGCAUUCGCUAUGCACUGACGACCAACAACCUGUUUCACACCAACCUGUCCCUCAUCUUCCACAGUGUCUUCCUUCGGAUGUGUAAGGCCCAUGGCAUAGGAUACGAUGUAGAGGAAAAACAAGGAACAAUUUUUAUAUUAUUUGAAACUCAGAAGAGGUAUAGAAUGGGAAUAUUAACAAUCGGAGAGGAUCUCCAGGGGGUCCUCAUGACCUUUGCUCACAAUCUCUUCAUCAUCCAUCAAGAAAUAUCAUCACCUAAUAUGCAAGGCGAGACCAAUUUUAAGAGAUUCGUUAAUGAUACCGAGACAGUCCUAGGAAUUACAGCAGAAAAUAAAAUAAAAUUUGAAGAGCAAGCUGCCAAAAAUGAAAAUGACUUAAUCUGAGAAUCAUAGUUCAUUGAUAUCUGCAAAUUCUAUCAUUCUUGAUACUCAUUUGGAAAUUACAACGAUUUUCUCAAUGACUGGAGGAAAUACAACUUUUCCUUCUUUUAGCAGUCAAAUGAAAACUAGGUAGUGUGAGGAAACUGGAACAAUAUUCUUUGUUAUUUGCUAUUAAGGAAUCUUAAUUCAUUUGUCAAAACUAUAAUUGUAAUUCUGUAUUUAAGUUUGUAUGCACUCAACUUGUUUUAGCCACCAAAAGAAAAAAAUCCAACAAGAGAAAUCAUUUCUCUAUUUAAUACUAUGCCUUUAUAUGCUUCAGACUUAAGAAGCUUCUAUUUUUAAAACUUCAUAGAUAGGUGGGUUGAGGGAGAAUAACUUGUGCAUCCUUGAUUAUUCCUGAGAGGAAUUUGUCUCUUGUACUUUUUUCCUAAUAAGAAACUUUUUCUUUCUUCUUUACUUUUUAAAAAUCUAUAAUCAUUGUCAUCUUCCAAAACCUAAUUGUCCUUUCUUUUCUUUUUAAAAAUUGUUGAGAUUUUUAAAAAUCUUUUUACCUUGACUGUAUUUUCUUUAUGCCAAGUCAAAAAAAAUUUUUUUUGGUCAUUUCCAAACAGUUGAUGCUAGUAGUCUACCAUCAGCCUGUAACUAAAGCUACAGAAUUUAUCUAGGUGGCAGCAUGCACUCUUAUUUUAAGCUGCAGAAUAACCCCAAUCCUGUCAAUUGAAUAAACAAUCUUGUUCCCCAGUACUUAGGGUUCAUUGCAGUCAUAGAAUUUUCACUAGUAAUGGUACAUACAAUACAAGUAUUUAGCUGUAUUUUUAAAAAGCAAUUGUCAAAAAUAAAGGGUGCCAAGUAUAAGCCAGACUAUCUAUUUAAAUACCCUAACUACAGUAUGAUCCAGUUUUGUGGGAGAAUGGGAAAAAAAAGUCUAAAUCACAAUGUUUUAAGUAAUGU
Molecule: messenger RNA, 4249 nt
Organism: Antechinus flavipes (yellow-footed antechinus)
Lineage: Eukaryota; Metazoa; Chordata; Mammalia; Dasyuromorphia; Dasyuridae
Gene: IQCH
Product: IQ motif containing H
Exons: 21
Coding region: 50-3301 (1083 amino acids)
Molecular function (GO): protein binding
Source: RefSeq, a predicted model, not a curated record